Fraxinus pennsylvanica is the source of this 1071-nucleotide messenger RNA. The record is from the annotation of a GenBank genome assembly. NCBI's taxonomy places the organism in Eukaryota, Viridiplantae, Streptophyta, Magnoliopsida, Lamiales, Oleaceae.
AUGCCACCAGCGUCGACGGCUCGUAGCUCGGCUUAUCUCACAGCUCUUACUCAAGAAAUUGACAAGAAGCUUCAACGUGCAUUAGCUUCGACAUCGCAGAGGCGCAAUUUGUUGCAGGAGUUAUUCGUGGAUAUAGCUUUGGAAGUUGAUGAUCGUGCUAAAGAUAUCAUUUUUGGUGGGGAGGAUAUAAUCUCUCUGGCUGAGGAUGCAAGUCAGAGCCCAAUAUGCUUCUACAACGUGCUUGCCGAUCAUUUUGUUCAAAUGCCAGAGACUGUAAAAUCAAUCCUUGAUCUGAUUGUGCAACUUUGGAGCCAGUCAUUUACAUCUAAUAUUUUUUCCCUCUUGUUCCACAAGUGGUUAUUCGAAGUUCAGCUUGAUAACCCUGAAGCCAUGCUCCGGUACUCCUCUGCUCUCGUCCAAGGAGCUACAAGUGUCUUCUGGAUUGACAUCCAAACAAAUGCAAGACGUUUCCAGAGUCUCUUUCAGUAUCUUCUAGAAGAUGUUGCUCUAGUUUCCGAGCGAUUGAAGAAGAUCCCCCUACAGGCUCAGCAAGACCUGUUUCUUCUCCUCUCAAGGAUCAUGUUUUUUUAUAAUUCAGUUGACAAACUUGAAAGUUUUUUAAAGAAAUUUCCUGAUUAUCCAACUGCUUUCUUGAUUGGGGGUCCAGCAGACAUUUUUGUUAUUGAAUUAUCUGAUCAGCUUCAAAAGUUGAAGGUGGAGCCAGUGCUUUUGCAUUAUCUUUCACAAAUUAAAGCACUCCAGGGCCUAGAACUUAGAAUGACAACAAGUACAAGACUGAGAACAUGUUUGUACAGCUUCACAUCUCCAGGUGGCCCUAUGUAUCCAACAAGAGCUGUUCGUCAUGCAGCAUGGGAAGCUUUAGAUUUUCUCUUUCCUAUUGGGAGAUAUCCUCGGCAUCUCAUAAGUCUAUUCUUCAGAUUGCUUUAUCCAUGGUACUUGCCCUCAUCGUGUUGGAACUUUGUACUCUCUUGUUUACAAGCUGUACUGUAUUCUCUGUUUGGAUUCAUUUUUUCUGGUUUGGGGAAAUUGACAAAACUGAAGAACUCGUAG